AACGCUGCCUUCACACGCGUGCACCUACACAAACACACCAGACAGCUCAGGUUUCAGGGAGCACAUUGUGAUAACUGCAGACUAUUAACUGGGGUUUAACAGAAAACUUUGCUUUUUCCAACAAGUAAAAGUCACAACAUGACUAUGUUCAGAGUGUCAUUUAUUGUUCUGCCUUUGCUCUGCCUCCUGACUGUCUACUGCGAGUCAACAGGUGUCCAUCUGCGUAACAUGGACAGCUUCAUCCGUGCUGUGGAACAGAUCGAAGCCUCCAACCCUGGCCUGUCCUCUCUUGCCCUGGUCAGGGCCCUGCGGAGGACGGCCGGCCACGACGAUUUAAUGACCGUCCACUUCUUGGGUGGAUCGCACAACUUUACUCAAGCCGAGCACCUAGAAACACACAUCCUCAACGCCUCAAGCUUCAGCUUCUUCGACAAGGCCAUCCACCACAUCGUGACCGAUCAUGGAGAAGAACGAGGGGUGGUUCUUGCUCCGGAUGGCACCACGGUCGCCCUGGCACCGUUACUGCUGGGCAUCGAAUCAGGACUGAGAGCCAAGGAGGAAGAGGCGCCUGCUGUUGGGCUCUUUCCACUCACCUUGGGCAGGACACUGGGUCUGUCUUUCCUCAGCCUCCAGGACUUCCCACCCUCAUCUCGCCUGGGGCCUAAUGGAUGCUGGGACAGUGUGGAACAUCCUAUGAUGUUCAAGUUGUCUCAGGCCCCCACUCUGGCUACUGAUGCCGUCAUUAACGGGGGCAUGGAUGGCGUUAUACUGGGCAUGGACCUGAGCAACCUGCCUGCAUCUGAGGAUCUGCCACACCUCAGUGAGGUUCUAAAGGGAUACUACGGUUUUGUUCUGGAUGAGGAGAAGGGCCUCGAUGCCAUGACUGGCCACAUUAGCCCACGACGAAGGGAGAUCUCCAGAUCCCUGCUGACGCCACUGCUGCAGAGCCAGGUGAUGGAGACGCUAAGGCUGGUCUGGAAGCUGGAGAACACUGAGUGGAUCGCUCUGGACACGGGCAUUGAGAAGGCAGUGAAGGAUGGUGUGGAGGCAUUUGAGCACAGGUACUGGGUCUGCCCUCAGAUCAUUCCUCGGUGUCAGUGGGGGGCCGCGGCCCCUAGAGGCGCACCCGCCCUGCUGUCGCUGCCCCUCCAGUACCUGUACGUGCAUCACACCUACGAGCCGUCCUCGCCCUGUUCUUCCUUCCCACAGUGCUCCAGCAACAUGAGGGCCAUGCAGCGCUUCCACCAGGAGGACCGAGGCUGGAGCGACAUAGGAUACAGCUUCGUGGUCGGCUCUGACGGCUACGUCUACGAAGGCCGAGGCUGGAACCAGGUGGGCACGCACACCAGGGGCCACAACUCGCUGGGCUACGGCGUGUCCGUCAUCGGCAACUACACCGCCGCCCCCCCCUCCCGCCACGCCACGGACCUGCUGCGCCACCAUCUGGCCAGAUGUGCCGUAGCUGCAGGAGCGCUGGCGGCCAACUUCACCAUCCACGGCCACAGACAGGUGGUGAACUACACCUCCUGCCCCGGAGACGCCUUCUUCUCAGAAAUACGACACUGGGAGCAUUUCAGGGAGCGACGGGAGCUCAGUUGAAGAUGUUCGGGACUUCUUGUGAUUUUAAUGUGGAUGAAAUCUACAUUAGCUCCAUAGAGCGUUCUCAAAUGCACAAACAAUUCCAGGUGUACAAAGUGAAUUUCCUGAUGUCCUACUGCAAUAAAAUAAAGUAUAUCAUA
Messenger RNA from Betta splendens (Siamese fighting fish), 1739 nucleotides. RefSeq names its product peptidoglycan recognition protein 2 (gene pglyrp2). The transcript has 4 exons. The record is from RefSeq and is a predicted model, not a curated record. Lineage: Eukaryota; Metazoa; Chordata; Actinopteri; Anabantiformes; Osphronemidae. Gene Ontology annotation, biological process: detection of bacterium; defense response to Gram-positive bacterium; peptidoglycan catabolic process. Bases 139 to 1599 code for a protein of 486 amino acids. Gene Ontology annotation, molecular function: zinc ion binding; N-acetylmuramoyl-L-alanine amidase activity; peptidoglycan binding.